AACGGAAGCGGAAGUGGCGGCGGCGCCGGCCUGGCCUGGCCUGGCAGAGGGGAGGCGGCGGGCGGGCGCGAUGGCGGAGGCCGGGCCACAGGCGCCGCCGCCCCCGGGCACCCCAAGCCGGCACGAGAAGAGUUUGGGACUUCUCACAACCAAGUUCGUGUCGCUUCUGCAGGAGGCCAAGGACGGCGUGCUUGACCUCAAGCUGGCAGCUGACACCCUAGCUGUGCGCCAGAAACGGCGGAUUUACGACAUUACCAACGUGCUGGAAGGUAUUGGGCUGAUCGAGAAAAAAUCCAAGAAUAGCAUCCAGUGGAAGGGCGUGGGGCCUGGCUGCAAUACCCGGGAGAUUGCGGACAAGCUGAUUGAGCUCAAGGCAGAGAUCGAGGAGCUGCAGCAGCGAGAGCAAGAACUGGACCAGCACAAGGUGUGGGUGCAGCAGAGCAUCCGGAAUGUCACUGAGGACGUGCAGAACAGCUGCUUGGCCUACGUGACUCAUGAGGACAUCUGCAGAUGCUUUGCUGGAGACACCCUCCUGGCCAUCCGGGCUCCGUCUGGCACCAGCCUGGAGGUGCCCAUCCCAGAGGGCCUCAAUGGGCAGAAGAAGUACCAGAUUCAUUUGAAGAGUGUGAGUGGGCCCAUCGAGGUGCUGCUGGUGAACAAGGAGGCAUGGAGCUCACCGCCUGUGGCGGUGCCUGUGCCGCCGCCUGAAGAUCUGCUCCAGAGCCCACCUGCUGUCUCUACUCCUCCGCCUCUGCCCAAACCUGCGGUGGCCCUGCCCCAGGAUGCCUCACACCCAAGCAGUCCCCAGGUGACCACCAGCACCUGUGUCCCUGGCAGCACUGAAGCCCAGGAGAUGGCCAGUCCGGCAGCUGAGAUCACAGUGAGUGGCGGCCCUGAAACCGAUAGCAAGGACAGUGGUGAGCUCAGCUCACUCCCACUGGGCCCGACAGCACUGGACACCCGGCCACUGCAGUCGUCUGCCCUGCUGGACAGCAGCAGUAGCAGCAGCAGCAGCAGCAGUAGCAGCAGCAAUAGCAGUUCAUCUGGACCCAACCCUUCUACCUCCUUUGAGCCCAUCAAGGCAGACCCCACAGGCGUUUUGGAACUCCCCAAAGAGCUGUCCGAAAUCUUUGAUCCCACACGAGAGUGCAUGAGCUCAGAGCUGCUGGAGGAGCUGAUGACCUCGGAAGUGUUUGCCCCCCUUCUCCGCCUUUCUCCACCCCCCGGAGACCAUGAUUACAUCUACAACCUGGAUGAGAGUGAAGGUGUCUGUGACCUCUUUGACGUGCCUGUUCUCAACCUCUGACUGAUGGGGACGCCCUGUGUGGCUGGGACACAGACUGUCUAACCUGAGGGCUGCUUGGGGACCUCCACACCUCACCCCUCCACAGCUUGAGAGCCACAGACUCCUGGCCCCCCCAGCCUUCCCUCACUGCAGUUCCGGCCACGGCUCCCACUCCUGCACCGGCACCUGUGUUGUGCUGGGAGAGCGGGAGAAAGGGCCUCAGCUCCCUCCAUGGUGGCGCCAAAAUAUUUGCCUGUCCUUUUCUGGAGCCUUCCCCCACCUUGUGUCCUCCCUGUCCCCUCCCUGAGCCCAGGCUCUGCUGCCACCCAGUGUCACAGAAUGAGGACCCAGUAAACUCCAUAGAGCAGCUUGUCCAACCCCCACUGCCCUGUUCCUGCUAGCUCCUCCCCCUCCCAGGAGGGAAGCUGGGGUGGAGUCUGCCACUUGCCAGCACCACUUCUAGGCUCCUUCACUUCUCCCCACCCCUUUCUUGACCCUAAAGCUCCUGGUCUUCUGUCCCCCUUCUGCCUGACCCUUAGCCCUGACAACCUGUAGGUGGUGGUAGGGGGUGCAAACAGGAAGAAACAGAGGUCUCUAGCUAGGAGUCUGGGCAGGUGAGUCCCCGAGGAUUGGCCCAACCUCCUGCUGCCCCAUAGUCCUUCUCUUGUUUAUUCAUUUACCCUCAUUUAGAGCCAUUUGCGGAGAUUUAGAAAGAUUUGCCGUAAUGAAUGGAUUCCUAUAUAAAGAUUAUUUUUAUACUUUUUGCAGCAAAAGGAAGUUGUAAUAUUUGUACAGUGUCCAAGUGAAUAAAGAUCAUGCCUAAGGCUA
Molecule: messenger RNA, 2113 nt
Organism: Phyllostomus hastatus (greater spear-nosed bat)
Lineage: Eukaryota; Metazoa; Chordata; Mammalia; Chiroptera; Phyllostomidae
Gene: E2F4
Product: E2F transcription factor 4
Exons: 10
Coding region: 71-1306 (411 amino acids)
Biological process (GO): regulation of transcription by RNA polymerase II
Cellular component (GO): RNA polymerase II transcription regulator complex
Molecular function (GO): RNA polymerase II cis-regulatory region sequence-specific DNA binding; DNA-binding transcription factor activity, RNA polymerase II-specific; protein dimerization activity
Source: RefSeq, a predicted model, not a curated record